Molecule: messenger RNA, 1455 nt
Organism: Pseudomassariella vexata
Lineage: Eukaryota; Fungi; Ascomycota; Sordariomycetes; Amphisphaeriales; Pseudomassariaceae
Product: major facilitator superfamily domain-containing protein
Exons: 7
Coding region: 1-1455 (484 amino acids)
Biological process (GO): transmembrane transport
Cellular component (GO): membrane
Molecular function (GO): transmembrane transporter activity
Source: RefSeq, a predicted model, not a curated record
AUGGACGAGGUGCAGCAUCUGCAUCUUGAGACAGCCGGUGCAGACCUCAAAGUUGUGAAUGGCGCUGUGGUUAUCGAGGACCGGGUACACAAAGAGAAGGCACUCUUGCGCAAGAUCGACAUUCGCAUGAUGCCUCUCAUGAUAAACAACAUUGCCACCGCACGGCUCGGCAGUCUCGAAGAGGACAUUGGGCUAGUCGACACACAAUACAACACUGUCAUUAGCAUAUUCUUCGUGGGAUAUAUUCUCACUCAGAUUCCGACCAAUAUGAUUCUCAACAAAAUGCGACCAUCCAUAUUCCUGCCCACCGUCAUGUGCUGCUGGGCCGUUGUAAGCGCUUCUACCGGAGGAGUGCAAAGUUAUGGUGGAUUGGUAGCCCUUCGUUUCGUAUUGGGUUUCGUCGAGGCUCCCUUCUUCCCUGGUGCCCUCUUCCUCUUCAGCUCUUGGUACACAAAAAAGGAACUUGCCGCGCGUAUCUCGGUUCUCUACGCCGCAGGUCAAAUGUCAGGGGCCUUUGGCGGGCUCCUGGGUAGUGCCAUCAUGGGGGGCAUGGAAGGAAAGGCCGGUCUUGCCGCUUGGCGAUGGCUGUUCAUCAUCGAAGGUGCAGCCACAAUACCGGUGGCCAUCCUGACUAGCUUCGUCAUCCCUGACUAUCCAUCCACCACGUCCUUCCUCAGCCCUGAAGAACGCAUCCUUGCCAUCCUCCGUAUCGCCGAAGAAGCUAACGAAGAAGAUGAUCGAGCCGAGACACCGGCCAUGGUCGGCCUUAAAAUGGCUUUUACUGAUCCGGCCCUUUACUUGAUCUGGUUCAUGCAACUCGGCCUCAACACCGCCGCCUCCUUCAUAAACUUCUUCCCCACCAUCGUAGCGACACUCGGCUACUCCCAGCGCGAAACUCUGCUCCUCUCCGCCCCACCAUUCGUAUUCGCCGCCAUCCUCGGCAUAACCAACUCGUGGCACAGCGACCGCACCCGCGAGCGCUGGCUGCAUGUCGUCUGGCCUCAAAUAUUCUGCAGCGUGGGCUUCGUCGUAUCAGCCUCCACCAUGAACGCUGCGGCCCGGUACAUCUCUACUUUCCUCAUGAUGUCGGUGUACGGGUCCUUCGGGUGUAUCUUAUCCUGGGUCUCGACCACACUGUCCCGCCCGUCGUCUAAGAGGGCCGUUUCGUAUGCGGUGGUUAAUGCGUUCUCGAAUUUCGCGAGCAUAUAUGCGAGUUAUUUUUAUCCGAAGCGUCAGGGGCCUAGGUACUGGCAGGCGAACGUGGCGAAUGUGGCGUUUUGCGGGGCGUGUGUUUUCGUUGCGACUGUUUUGAAAUUCUAUUUGAAGUGGAGGAAUGGGAAGUUGGACAGGGCGGCAGAGGAGGAUCUGAACAUCGAGGGGACGGCGGCGGGGAGUCGGACGAAGAUGUUAGCGGAGAGGUGGCACUGUCAUCCGGAUUAUAGGUUUACUCUGUAG